This is a messenger RNA of Patiria miniata (bat star), 696 nucleotides long. Its product is annotated as anaphase-promoting complex subunit 13-like. The transcript has 4 exons. Bases 145 to 372 code for a protein of 75 amino acids. Lineage: Eukaryota; Metazoa; Echinodermata; Asteroidea; Valvatida; Asterinidae. Gene Ontology annotation, cellular component: anaphase-promoting complex. The record is from RefSeq and is a predicted model, not a curated record. Gene Ontology annotation, biological process: protein K11-linked ubiquitination.
UAGCAGGGUAGCACCAGUUUACAGAGCGCUGAUUGUCGAAAGAAUACAGAAAGUUGCACCGCAUGCGUACACGGCGCGACAGCUGAAAACAAUCGUUUUUAGGUUGUAAGUUGUAACUGUGAGCGUUAAUCUGCCUCCAUUGCAAUGGAUUCCGAAUUUCUGCCAGAUGGUCGUCUCUUAGACAUCGUAGACGAAGCUUGGCGAAAAGAGAAACUACCACAUGAUGACAUUGCUGUUCCUCAGCAUGAACUUCCUGAUGUGUUUGCUGACGACGGCAUGUCAGCAGAAACAAUCAAAGAACAAGAACAGAAGUGGACGGAUAUGGCCUUGCAGAACCUGCAGGAUUCCCAGGGAACGACCCAUUCAUCAUGAUGGAGCAGGUGCAUGUGACAGCCAAAAACACCUGUGCGGGUAUGGCUGGAAAGUUUGGUCAGCAUCUCUGAGACAUUUUGAGGACAAGAGUCAUCCCUGUGCCUGCUCCGUCUUCCAUCCGUAUUGCUUGUCGUUCAGAAUGGUAAACAAUUUGCCAAGUUGGCUUUCAGGACGAUGAAGGGGAACAUUCAGAAAGCUUGCAGAAUUGAAUUGGCUUCGAGAAGGAACCUGGCUAAGAUUGACUCCAGACUAGUUUGAACCAAGACUUAAAGGGAAUGUACAACAUUUGCUUUUGCUGCAAUUUUCAGAAAUAUAUGGAUUUGC